ACAGAAACAAGUGUUGCUGUUGCAGUUAUGGAGAAGUAUUUGGGAUUACAAUAUUUUACUGCAGAAGAGUUAAAGGGGGUGUUGAAUGGUAGUGUCCUGUCCUCCCAGGCCGUUGGCCUGGUGUUGAUUAGAUCAGGUUAAAUUAACGGAAUGGGAUGGUGUUUCUUUUUAUGAGUAGGAUUAAAAGUUAGCGGGAUAAUUUGUAUUUGUUAUAUCACAAAGUAUAAUGACUUUAUUCUCCGGUUCAAUUGGUUGCGGUAAUGCAACAUUAUAUCGGAUGCCAACCGCCGUUAAACCCCACCAAAGAAGAAGAAAGUGAACGGAAACCGGAAAGGGUCAGUGGGUCCUACAGAAUCGGCGUGUUCAUUUCAAACCUGUAGUACAAGAGAGGACGAGCACGAGAAAGAAGCUUCCCCGUCGAGAAACUUCAGUCUACAAAUCAACAUUGAUGGAGUGGCAGCCGGACGAACAGGGACUCCAGCAGGUCCUCCAGCUCCUCAAGGACUCCCAGUCCCCCAACACGGCCACACAGAGAGCCGUGCAACAAAAACUUGAACAGCUCAACCAGUUCCCUGACUUCAACAACUAUCUAAUCUUUGUGCUCACAAGACUGAAAACUGAAGAUGAACCCACUCGUUCUCUGAGUGGUCUGAUCCUGAAGAACAAUGUGAAGGCCCACUACCAGAACUUCCCCCCGGCCGUGGCUGACUUCAUCAAGCAGGAAUGCCUCAACAACAUAGGCGACCCGUCUCCCCUCAUCCGCGCCACUAUCGGUAUCCUGAUCACCACGAUCACUUCUAAAGGGGAGCUGCAGACCUGGCCAGAGCUGCUGCCCCAGCUGUGUAACCUGCUCAACUCUGAGGACUACAACACCUGUGAGGGCUCGUUUGGAGCCCUGCAGAAGAUCUGCGAGGACUCGUCGGAGCUGUUGGAGAGCGACGCACUCAACCGCCCGCUCAACAUCAUGAUCCCCAAGUUCCUGCAGUUCUUCAAGCACUGCAGCCCUAAGAUCAGAUCUCAUGCCAUCGCCUGUGUGAACCAGUUCAUCAUCGGCAGAGCCCAGGCCCUGAUGGACAACAUCGACACCUUCAUCGAGAGCCUGUUUGCGCUGGCUACAGACGAGGACUCUGAGGUGAGGAAGAACGUGUGCCGGGCUCUGGUCAUGCUGCUGGAGGUCCGUAUCGACCGGCUGAUCCCUCACAUGCACAGCAUCAUACAGUACAUGCUGCAGCGCACACAGGACCCGGAUGAGAAUGUUUCUCUGGAGGCCUGUGAGUUCUGGCUCACCCUGGCUGAGCAGCCCAUCUGUAAAGAGGUGCUCUCUGGACACCUGGUGCAGCUCAUUCCUAUCCUGGUGAACGGCAUGAAGUACUCUGAGAUAGACAUUAUCCUGCUGAAGGGUGAUGUGGAGGAGGACGAGGCUGUGCCAGACAGUGAGCAGGACAUCAAGCCUCGCUUCCACAAGUCCCGCACCGUCACCCUGCAGCACGAGGGCGGAGAGGGCGAGGAGGGAGAGGACAUCGAUGAAGACGACGAUGAUGAUGACGAUACAUUAUCUGACUGGAACCUACGCAAGUGUUCGGCGGCAGCGCUGGAUGUGCUGGCCAAUGUGUUCCGAGACGAGCUGCUGCCUCACCUGCUGCCCCUGCUCAAGGGCCUUCUCUUCUCCCCUGACUGGGUCACCAAGGAGUCUGGCAUCCUGGUGCUGGGGGCCAUCGCUGAGGGCUGUAUGCAGGGCAUGGUGCCCUACCUCCCGGAGCUCCUCCCCCACCUCAUUGCAUGCCUGUGUGACAAGAAGGCCCUGGUGCGCUCCAUUGCCUGCUGGACCCUGUCCCGCUACGCCCACUGGGUGGUCAGCCAGCCCCCAGACUCCCACCUCAAACCCCUGAUGACCGAGCUGCUCAAGAGGAUACUGGACGGCAACAAGAGGGUGCAGGAGGCCGCCUGCAGUGCGUUUGCCACCCUGGAGGAGGAGGCGUGUACAGAGCUGGUGCCCUACCUCAGCUUCAUCCUGGACACGCUGGUGUUCGCCUUCGGCAAGUACCAGCACAAGAACCUGCUCAUCCUCUACGACGCCAUCGGAACGCUCGCCGACUCCGUAGGACACCACCUCAACCAGCCUGAGUACAUCCAGAAGCUGAUGCCUCCCCUUAUUGCCAAAUGGAAUGAGCUGAAGGACGAGGACAAGGAUCUCUUUCCACUUCUGGAGUGCCUGUCGUCGGUGGCCACGGCCCUGCAAAGUGGCUUCCUGCCCUACUGUGAGCCUGUCUACCAGCGCUGUGUAACCCUGGUCCAGAAGACCCUCGCUCAGGCCAUGAUGUACAACCAGCACCCUGACCAGUACGAAGCUCCUGACAAGGACUUCAUGAUUGUGGCCCUGGACCUGCUGAGUGGCCUGGCCGAGGGCUUGGGGGGCAGUGUGGACCAGCUGGUGGCCCGCAGCAACAUCAUGACCCUGCUCUUCCAGUGCAUGCAGGACCCUAUGCCAGAGGUAAGACAGAGCUCCUUUGCCCUGCUGGGUGACCUGACCAAGGCCUGCUUCCCUCAUGUCAAACCCUGCAUUGCCGAGUUCAUGCCGAUCCUGGGCCUGAACCUGAACCCAGAGUUCAUCUCUGUGUGUAACAAUGCUACCUGGGCCAUUGGUGAGAUCGCCAUGCAGAUGGGGAGAACUGACAAGAAGGAUGAAGGAGAUUGCUCAGGAGCAGACAUGCAACCCUAUGUUGGGCUGGUCCUCAACAACCUGGUGGAGAUCAUCAACAGACCUAACACACCCAAGACCCUCCUGGAGAAUACAGCCAUUACGAUCGGCAGGCUGGGCUACGUGUGUCCACAGGAGGUGUCUCCCAUGCUGCAGCAGUUUAUCAGACCCUGGUGCACAUCGUUGAGGAACAUCAGGGACAAUGAGGAGAAAGACUCUGCGUUCCGUGGAAUCUGCAUGAUGAUUGGAGUCAACCCCGCUGGAGUGGUUCAGGACUUCAUCUUCUUCUGUGAUGCUGUGGCCUCCUGGGUUAGUCCUAAGGACGAUCUGAGAGACAUGUUCUACAAGAUCCUCCAUGGCUUCAAGGACCAGGUGGGCGAGGAGAACUGGCAGCAGUUCUCAGAACAAUUCCCCCCUCUGCUGAAGGAGAGGCUGUCGGCCUGCUAUGGCGUGUAGUUCCCCUCGCCGACACAGGACACGCCUGUCAGGUUUAAUCUACGGGAGGGUUACUGGGGGAACUCAUCCAUCUGUGUUACUGCACUGCCCUGAUCGUGGGGGCAGGAGGAGAGGGACUGGCCCUGGCUCCUGUCCAUUCAGACUACAAGUCCCACGACCCUGUGUGUCUCUGUGAGGGUGGGUGGGAGGGAGGGUUACUGGGAGGGAAACUGGGGAGAAAGCCUCUGGAUUUCAAACGCCAAACUUAAAUCCGACGACAUACUCCGAUGUAACCAAAGCCACAGGUUUCUGUAAGAGGGGGAGGGAGGGUAGGAUAAGCAUAUGCAGGGGUCGGCUGCGAACGGCCCUAAAUCCAUUCGAUAACUCUUUAGAUACCAAGGUUAGAGGAGAGCUGUGGUGGGAGGGCGGGCGGGGUGGCAGCAACCCCGGAAUAAAUCAAUUAAGGAGAAAUCUAAAAACCAGCCCAGCCACAGUUUAAAAACACAACUCACAUAAUAUGUAGACUGGCACACUUAGACUUAGUUCAGGAAGGGAAGGUAGUUGCCCUGGCCCGAACGACCAAUCGGUGCACAAGCACUUUGCAUUCAUUCUACAAUAGUCAUUUGAUAAUCUAUACAAAGGCUGUGGGAGGGAUACUGAAGUAGCGCUAAUGUUUUAUAAUAGCUUCCCGAAGGCUAGCCUCAGAGGGGAAAACAUGAAAUGCUUUUCAACGUAAUAACGGGGAGAGUUCUAGAAGUGUCAUUUGCACCUUUACUUCUCAAGCGUUCAUAGACAGUACAGUACCAUACCUGUUCAUAUUGGGACAUAUUCUCUAUUAAACAGGUCUAUUUAGACAGGUUUUCUUCCUUUUCCCACAUUUGCUGAAUUCAUUUUACUUUUUUAAAUUCAUAUUUUUUUUUAUUUUUUUUUAGAAAUUCUAAUUUAAAUGUAGUCUUUUUUUUUCCUUUCAUAGUUUUUACUACAACACACAAUCCUUCCAGGAAUCAUUUUACUGUAGUGCUGACAAAGGUCAUUUUUCCAAUAAGGGAUUGAUUGGUUUGCAUGGCAAUGAUAACCUCUUAAGUUAAGUGACGUGUAUCUCAUUGUUACAAGUAGAUUUUUAGAUUUAGAGUCAAUGGUAGUCAGCUUAUCGUUGUAACGUAACAACACCAGGUUAUUUAGCCACCCCAUCGUACUUAUUCUGUGACCAGCCCUCCCCGUCACCUAACAAACCGGACGGGUGGCUUUCUAUAGUGUCGAGAUCCAGCGAUGCCAUAGUUCAGAGACGCAAGAUUCAAUCCAUCUUAUAGAAGAAUCACAUCCCUGCAACCAGUCAUAAUCCCUUUUGCUGCUACUUUUGUUUUUCUAGUAUUUACAAUGGUCUAGAGCAUCAAGGCUUCAGGAAGAACUUUAAAAUAAAUCAGUGGCUGGUUCUAAUUGAUAUUAUGCACUUGUUUUUUUUUUACAACUGUUAUGGCUUGCUGAAGUAAGAGACGAUAUAAAUAAGAUAUUGUAUAAGCAAUGGUCAAAAUUAGAAUUUUAGGUUAAGCCUAACGCCGCCGUUCAUAUGCUUGGUUUAAAAGUAAGGCAUGCAAUCAGAUGGAAUAGAUUUAAAGGGUAAGGAGAGGACCAUAGAUUUAAAGGGUCAAUCAGCAUUUUGAACAAUACCAAACGGCUAAUCCGCCACUGAUGUGGUAAACAGCUGAGGGAGGAGGCUGGAGAAAUGUAACGACUCUCAACCUCAUGGACAGAGUAAUGGAUACAGGGACCGACUGUCCAUUAUAUCAAGAUUAUCGUUUUAACCAUGUUUUGAGGCUAUACAGUGUUUGUAUACAUUAUUAACAAACAGGACUAAAAAAGCUUAUUUUGGGUUCUGACAGUUGAGCUAAACGCAUUAGGCAUAUGUUAUAGUCAGGAAUCAAUGGGUAUGAUUUAAUUUGAAAGCCCUUUUAAAGGGGAAGGACUGACAGACAUCAAGUAUUUUGGAUCAAAUGUACUUCCCACCAGUGUUUCCAGACAGUCCAACAGAAAGACCAGCCUUUUCUACGUGAGCAGAAUGAUGAGUAUGUAGGGGGGAAUGAAAUGAGUCCACGAAGAUGGAAAAAGACCUUGACUAGUCAGUUGGCUAUCAUAAUAAUACAUAUCUCGUCCAUGGUCCCGAACAACCUUGAGUUGCAUGCUUUUCCAUAAUCGCUUUAUUUGACUAUCAUCUUAUUAAAGGCGGAUACAUGCCCUUCUAGGGGGACGUCUUUAAGAGCUUCAUCAAUUGCAACGCACCCACGCAUGCUGUGAUAAUAAAAGUGGGCGGCUAUCUUUAGUAGAAGUCUGAAAAGUCCAGGUAAAACUGGCUCAAGUACCGUUGGUGGUGGCUGUUGCCAUUUGCUGUUUUCCUCAACCCGUUGAUACUGUGUAGGAUAUGUCUGGGUAUUAUACUGAUCCUAAUUCUCUUUCUGUUUCUCCUGAGGUUGGAUACAUUAACAUUCGUGAGGGAGUGAUUGUCUUGUAUUUUGUCAAUGUCUGGCGGUCUGUCACGUCGGACUAUUUCGUUGUGUGUCUGUACUUUACUGUAAGCGUGUCUGUAUUUUACUGUAAGUGUGUGUGCCGUUUAGACUCAACUUUGCACCGGCCCUCCCGCAAGGUGAUGGACAUGUAGCUCACACCUGAGAUAUUGGAGACACCCUGUGUAUCAUCAACACUUGUCAUAUUUUACCAUCUUAGUUUGUGAUUGCCAGUCGUACAUCAGUUCUCUUUCAAAGCUUAGCUGAGAUUUAGCGAGUCAAUGAAUCUAUGGAAAUCUUUAUCUUACGCCGCACCACGAAAAUAGAUAUUGAAAAUGUGAAGAAAACACUGCCUUAAGCAUCAGGCGUACCUGUGAAAAUGCAAUUUCAAUGAGGCUGUAUACAGAUGUGUAUUUAUCCAUAUAACGUGGAUUUUAACACCAACCCACUUGUACGUAAGUGGUUGAUUGGACAGUAUUUUGAAUCUUUACACACUUUUGUAAACCACUUCCACACUUAGAGGGUGACACUUUAAUCAUAUCCUAAAGGGGUAAACUGAAGUGGAUGGGUGUCUGGUCCACCAAGGUUGAGAGUAGGAUAGGUGUGCACAGAGAUACUAUCUAAUUGCCACAGUCCUUGCACUGCUCCCAAUGUGAUACUGGUCCUAUCAGGAAGAAUUGGGUCAAAAUGUUGAACGGUGGUAAAUCUCCUCUUAAAUCGGAGUAGCGAAACAUUGAUCUCAAAACCAUCUAUUAUUCUCAAGUUUAACAGUGUUCCACAAGUUGAGGCAUUUUACUUUUUUCCAAGGCUGAGAUGUUCAUUUUGUUUUUUUAUUUAUGUUCAUUUUUAUUUUAAAUUACUUUUUGUUUUUGUGCAGAAGCGCACAAAGUUUUUUUUAGACUUUAAAAGUUUUUUCCCUGUAAUGUUCUUUUUAUUUAAAGAAUUUUUUUGUUUUCGUUGUUUUAUAGCGGACCAUUUGAUUUUGUCAAUUUUAAUGUAAAGUGGUAGUACUGAGAGGGGGAGACAGAGCGUGGUGCAUACCUGGGGAAAGAAGGGAAGAAUUGUGAGAACUGUAUUUUUGUUUCAAUCUAGAUAUCAGCCUUGAGGAAUGAAUUUCAUGUAGUACUGGUAUUUUUUCCCUCAACUGUGGUGCAGGUGGGAUGUUAACUGAUGUAUCACUUUCUAGUUUACUUUUGUGAAUGGGGAAAUAAAAGGUUUUCUAUCAAGCUGGGAAUAAA
Molecule: messenger RNA, 6869 nt
Organism: Oncorhynchus kisutch (coho salmon)
Lineage: Eukaryota; Metazoa; Chordata; Actinopteri; Salmoniformes; Salmonidae
Product: transportin-2
Exons: 25
Coding region: 449-3154 (901 amino acids)
Biological process (GO): protein import into nucleus
Molecular function (GO): small GTPase binding
Source: RefSeq, a predicted model, not a curated record